This is a messenger RNA of Torulaspora globosa, 1338 nucleotides long. It is a transcript of the gene ULA1, whose product is annotated as Ula1p. Lineage: Eukaryota; Fungi; Ascomycota; Saccharomycetes; Saccharomycetales; Saccharomycetaceae. The record is from RefSeq and is a predicted model, not a curated record. Bases 1 to 1338 code for a protein of 445 amino acids. Gene Ontology annotation, molecular function: ubiquitin-like modifier activating enzyme activity. The transcript has a single exon.
AUGUUGAGCCGGUUUGACAGACAGGUUAGAAUCUGGGGAGCUCCAGCUCAGACUUAUUUGGAGCGAGCACAUGUUUGCCUGGUUGCGAAGAGUUUCCAUGAUGCAUUGCUGCAGGAAAUAUUGAAAAGCUUGGCAUUGACAGGUAUAGGUGAAAUCACAUUACUGCUGGAAGAUCCGGAGAGCGCGAAGGAUCUGUACAGCGCUGAUGCCAGUUCUUUCUUUGCUGUAAAUGAAACACUUUUGGGCGAGAAGCUUGUUACCGAUAUUUCAAGUUGGAAAUGCUUGGACGAACCGCUUUGUGUUUACACAAUUAUCGUAGCCGUCAAUCUAGAGCGCAAUGAGGAACUGGAUUGGCUCGUCAGGCGCCGGGAACCCUUGGUUGUUGCGUCCGCCAAGGACUUUUCAGGACAUGUUGAACUGUGCUUGAAGGAAGGACACUUUGUGAUCGAUAGCCUUCCUGGGUAUUCCAUCCCUGACGUACGUAUAUGCGAUGCUUGGCCUGAGCUGAGAGAAUUUUACGAGUCGUUCGAUCUUGCCCAGUGGUUGAGUUCUGGCCGUUUAUCAGAGAUUCCGUAUCCUGUCAUUCUCUACCAUAUGGUUAAAGACGUAGCUAAGAAAGAUCUCGUGAAUACGAGCUCAAAGUACGUGAGGAGCAAGAUUGAAGAGCAAUUUCCAAACAAUCUUGACGAUCUCAAUAUCAUUGAGGCGAAGAGAUUUGCCCAUUUAGCGAUCCGAAGUUUCGACCAUUGCGGCCGCAUGGUAAAGUUUCUGCUUAACGUGGGACCUGAAUUAUCUAGGAACCAGUGGUUCGAUCCAUUGAAUCAUGAGACUGCUUAUUUCCUGAAGUGUUUGAGACAAUACUAUUAUCGAUACGAGAGCCUGCCCAUAUCUGGUUAUUUACCAGACAUGGAAUCCAGCACGGAGCUUUAUGGUCGCUUGAAAUGUUUGUAUCGGAACAAACAUAGCGAAGAUAUCCGGUGCUUCAACGAUAUAAUGUCAGAAGAGGGAGGACAACCGUCUCUCCCCUCUGGUGCGGAGGAUGUUUUCAUAAGAAAGUUAAGGUAUCUGGAAUUUUGCCCCGCCAAGCCAGUAAUUUAUCAAAUACCGAACACAGGACGCCGUCCGCGUCCAUUACCGAGUGUAUUAAGUCGAUAUACGGAAAAAGCAAAUGAGCCCGGAGGCCAGAAUGAAGCUAUUACUUUUCACACAAGUUGUUUCAUUGGCGGAGUAGCAUCUCAGGAGAUUAUAAAGCUUAUAACGCACCAGCAUGUGCCAAUAAGUGAGCAAUAUCGCUACGAACAACAGGAUAAGUGGCGGAGUAGCAUCUCAGGAGAUUAA